Molecule: messenger RNA, 1909 nt
Organism: Engraulis encrasicolus (European anchovy)
Lineage: Eukaryota; Metazoa; Chordata; Actinopteri; Clupeiformes; Engraulidae
Gene: bysl
Product: bystin-like
Exons: 7
Coding region: 129-1439 (436 amino acids)
Biological process (GO): rRNA processing
Cellular component (GO): cytoplasm; nucleolus; preribosome, small subunit precursor
Molecular function (GO): snoRNA binding
Source: RefSeq, a predicted model, not a curated record
UGCUGAUGCUGUUGUCGCACACCACACGUGUGCCAGGGGUAGAAUUGCUUGUUGCUGUUUGAGAAAUAUAUAUUUGCUUCAUUGGGAUUCAGAUUUUCUGGUUUGUCGUUUGAUGGAAAGACAACAACAUGCCUAAGGUGAAAAGGUCAAAAGGUGGCGGAGGGAAUGCAGGAGCUGCGGAAAUGAUGGGUCUGGCUGAUCAAAUUCUACACUCGGACACGGUGCGACCGCAAGGCCGUGUAAAGAACAGGGAUCAGGUAAAAUUCAGGGGAGAGGACGAUGAAUACGUCGACGAACGUCUGUCUCGUAAAAUUUUGGAACAAGCACGCAUACAGCAAGAGGAACUUCAGACUGAAUUUGGACUAGCACCGGAGAAAAAGAAACCCUCGACAUCUUUGGGUCCCAGCACUCAGGAUGGUGACUCGGAUGAGGAAUGGCCAGCUCUUGGAGCAGCUGGUGAAGACGAUAUGGCUGGCGGUGGUGUGGUGGAAGUGGACCCAGAGGACGAAAAAGCCAUUCAGAUGUUCAUGAACAAAAAUCCCCCCGUCAGACAAACCCUUGCUGACAUAAUUAUGGAGAAGAUCACAGAGAAACAAACAGAGGUUGGGACUAUGAUGUCAGAAAUGUCAGGGCAACCUACAGCACAGCUGGAUCCAAGAGUUGUCGAGGUUUACAGAGGUGUACACAAGGUUUUGUGCAAGUAUCGCAGUGGAAAGCUUCCCAAAGCUUUCAAGAUCAUCCCAGCAUUGGCCAACUGGGAACAAAUCCUUUAUCUGACAGAGCCAGAGUCUUGGACUGCAGCUGCAAUGUACCAGGCCACAAGGAUAUUUUCCUCAAAUCUGAAGGAGCGAAUGGCACAGCGUUUCUACAACUUGGUGCUGUUGCCCAGAGUGCGAGAUGACAUCGCUGAAUACAAAAAACUAAACUUCCACCUCUACAGCGCCCUGAAGAAGGCGCUCUUCAAACCUGGCGCAUGGUUCAAAGGAAUAUUGAUCCCGUUAUGUGAAUCGGGAACCUGCACUCUGAGGGAGGCAAUCAUCAUCGGCAGCAUCAUCACCAAGUGCUCCAUCCCUGUCUUGUACACAAGUGCUGCCAUGCUGAAGCUGGCUGAGAUGGACUACAACGGUGCCAACAGCAUCUUCCUGCGCCUGAUGCUGGACAAGAAGUACGCGCUGCCCUUCCGCGUGCUGGACGCCCUGGUGGCCCACUUCCUCUCCUUCCGCAGCGACAAGAGGGAGCUCCCCGUGCUGUGGCACCAGAGCCUGCUGACGCUGGCCCAGCGCUACAAGGCCGACCUGGCCUCCGAGCAGAAGACCGCCCUGCUGGAGCUGCUUAAGGCCCAGUCGCACCCGCAGCUCACGGCCGAGAUCCGGCGCGAGCUCCAGAACUCCGAGUCGAGAGACGUAGAGACUGCUAUGCCUGCCAUGGCUAUGGACUAAUUUUUUUGUCAUUGUGUGUGUGUGUGUGUUCUUUGUUCACCCUCAUGUCUCCCCCUCACCUUUUUGUUCUGUUCAAUGCAGUUUGUUUUACAUGCAUUUGGCAUGGCCAAUUAUACAAAGACGAUAUAUUCUUGUACGAGAGUGCGGUAUGAUUACUUGAAAUCAUACAGAACACAAUUUCAGGCUUGGAAAGAUCUGAGAGACAAAAAUGUUUAGAAUUUUGCUGUGUCUAUCAUAAUGGUCACAGCUGAUCAUGUUAAGUCACAAGUAAACUAAACAUGACAAUGUAAAGGACAGUUCUAACGAUACAGUGGGACCUACAAGAAAUGCUUUGGUUCUACUUCCUUGGUGAUUCAUUUGAAAGCCUGUGUUGCAUAUGGAAUAAACUCUGAAGUAGUUUGUACAACAAGGAUAUGUAUUUGCAACAUAUUAAACAAAUAAACCAAUAAAUAAAAAUACAGUGACACCCU